GACAUCCCCCCUCCCUCCCCAGUGCCCGCCGGCCGCUCCUGCCCGCGCCGUGCCAGCCCCGGCGGGUGCCCCGAGGCGUCCCCAUGGAGUGACCCCGCGGGGGUCUCUCGGUGCCAGGGGGACCCUGGCUCCCACCACCAGCAUGAGCGACUUCUGGCACAAGCUGGGCUGCUGCGUCGUGGAGAAGCCCCAGCCCAAGAAGAGGAGGAGGAGGAUCGACCGCUCCAUGAUCGGGGAGCCCAUGAACUUCGUGCACCUGACACACAUCGGCUCCGGGGACAUGGCUGCGGGAGAGGGGCUGCCCAUGACCGGAGCCGUGCAGGAGAUGCGAUCCAAGGGCGGCCGGGAGCGACAGUGGAGCAACUCCCGGGUGUUGUAGCGUAUUCCUGGCGUUUUCAGCCCAAACUUGAACUGCCCCCCCCUCCCCGCCGGAGGAGAGGCCGCCCUGGAGCACUCGCGGUAUUUAUGCAGCACCAGCCUCGCCCAGCUCCCGCUGACUCCUGGCUGUCAUCCCCCUGGAAAAUCCCUCCUUCCCGGGGGCAUCGGGCCGGUGACACGGGGAGGGGGCGAGGACAGCAGCCCCCUCCUCCUGCCCCCCCUGGAAAGGACCGUGCCAGGAGCUGCCAGGCGCAGCCCACGCGUGCCAAACCUCCCCGGGAUUCCCUCUGUCCACUCCAGCGUGUCCUGGGGGCUGCUGGGUGCCUCAGUUUCCCCAGGGAGAGGGUGCAGAGGUGGCUUUGGUGCCUCCUGGAAUGGCACAGAGGAGCAAAACCGGGAUUAACCCGCGACGUUCUGGUGCCAAACCGGGGUCAAACCCGAGAUGUUCUGGUGCAAAACCAGGAUAUGGCGUAAAAUGGGGAUCAAACCCCGGUGCUUCAGUGCAGAGCAGGGACUGAACCCCAGUGCUUUGGAGCAAAACCAGGAUUAAACCCCGAUGCUUUGGGAUUAAACCCCGAUGCUUUGGUGCCAAACCAGGAUCAAACCCCGACGCUCCGGUGCCUCACCAUCACCGAGCCUGCAGUGCCUCCCCCCGGCAUUCCCACCACUGCCAAACUCCCCCCUUUUUUUAGGAUAUGUUCUUUUUUCUAAGCUCCAAAACCCACCUGAGCAGCCUCUGGUGGGGUCCCCUCCACCCAGGACUGUCACCUGCAGAGGCAGGACAGGGCCCGACCCCAGGAGGCUCCCGAAUUCAGGCGCGGGUGUACAUAGUUUAAUUAGCGCCGUUUAAUUAGGAUUAAAUGUUAAAACAGCCUG
Molecule: messenger RNA, 1254 nt
Organism: Corapipo altera (White-ruffed manakin)
Lineage: Eukaryota; Metazoa; Chordata; Aves; Passeriformes; Pipridae
Product: CDC42 small effector protein 1
Exons: 4
Coding region: 143-379 (78 amino acids)
Biological process (GO): regulation of Rho protein signal transduction
Cellular component (GO): plasma membrane
Molecular function (GO): small GTPase binding
Source: RefSeq, a predicted model, not a curated record